Messenger RNA from Echinops telfairi (small Madagascar hedgehog), 2760 nucleotides. It is a transcript of the gene UBTD2, whose product is annotated as ubiquitin domain containing 2. The coding region runs from base 1 to 663 and encodes 220 amino acids. The record is from RefSeq and is a predicted model, not a curated record. Gene Ontology annotation, molecular function: protein binding. NCBI's taxonomy places the organism in Eukaryota, Metazoa, Chordata, Mammalia, Afrosoricida, Tenrecidae. The transcript has 3 exons.
AUGGCCUGGGAGCUGGAGAAGCUUGGACUUGCUUUAGGUCGUAACCAGCCUUUGAAAAAGGAGAAACCAAAAUGGAAAAGCGAUUACCCCAUGACAGAUGGACAACUUCGCAGCAAGAGGGAUGAAUUUUGGGAUACUGCACCAGCGUUUGAAGGCCGCAAAGAGAUUUGGGAUGCUUUGAAGGCCGCAGCACAUGCUUUUGAGAGCAAUGACCAUGAACUGGCACAAGCAAUCAUUGAUGGUGCAAACAUAACAUUACCACAUGGUGCGCUUACUGAGUGCUAUGAUGAACUGGGAAACCGCUAUCAGCUUCCAGUCUAUUGCUUGGCACCACCAAUCAACAUGAUAGAGGAAAAGAGUGACAUAGAGACUCUGGAUAUACCUGAGCCACCACCCAACUCUGGUUAUGAGUGUCAGCUCCGUUUGCGCCUCUCCACCGGAAAAGACCUCAAACUGGUGGUCCGCAGCACAGACACGGUGUUCCACAUGAAGAGGCGGCUGCAUGCAGCAGAAGGCGUGGAACCAGGCAGUCAGCGCUGGUUCUUCUCUGGCAGACCUCUCACAGACAGAAUGAAGCUGGAGGAGCUGAAGAUCCCAAAGGACUACGUUGUGCAGGUUAUCGUGAGCCAGCCUGUGCAGAGCCCGACCCCAGUGGAGAACUGAGCUGGCCCUGCCGACUGGGCCGCUGGCCCUGCCUGCUCCUUUCUACGAUUGCUAAUGUCGGCGCUUCCUACUCUAUGGCGUGAAAUUUAUUUUCACUGCUCUGAAUUCCCUGCAAAUUGAUUUAGUUCUGUGGAAUGACCAGUGAAAAUUUCCAUCUGUGAUGGAGACCCAACAAAAAUAAUUAAUAAAACACAAAGAGCCAGCCUGUGAGACUCAUGUAAUCACAUUUCUUAUUUGAGAGGCAUUAAGAAGUAAGAUACCAUUUAUUUCAAAGCAUCCAACACUUCGCACUGGCCGUGUUGUAGUGAGUAGAACUAUAAACUAAACAGUGCGUCCCUGAAGAACAGCACCUAGCACCUUUCGAAUACAAACUAUUUUUUUAAGAAGUCCAAUUAUACAAUUUUCAGAAAUCAUCAGUGAUACUUAUAAACUGAGGGUUUGGUUUUUGUUAUUUUUUAAGGGGACCUGAAAGCAGUUGCGAUUUGCUUCCAUUCUGCUUUAAUUGAAAGCCAUAAAGGAGUAGAGGAAUGGCAAGUUGUGCUUCAGUGUUGCUUCUCCGUCCCCAUAUGUUGAGCUCCUUAUUUACAGUCACACUAAAUGUUGGUGCCUUCCAUCCUGGUGAUGGCAGCCACCCUUCUGGAACACUCAGCAAUCUGAUUUUCAUUGGAUGCUCAGCUGAGAAGUCUCUUGUCCUUUUGCUGCAUGGGUGUUUUGAACUGUCUAUCAAUAAGCUGUUUGUUUUGGUCACUACUAGAAUGAAGAGGUCACUACUAUAUAAUGCCUUCGUUGAUCUACCUAUUCUGCUCAGAACUUUUCAUAACUAACUGCACCCCAAAUGCAUCAUCCCUGGGCCGGCAAACAACGUUCCCACCACAGAAUACCAGUGUAAUCACCCUGUUCCCUAGUUGGCAGGGAGGGUAUAAGGACAGACCCAGUCUCUCUGUGCUUGAGAGAAUGGUGCCUGUUCUCAGUCUUUGGGGAGAAAACCCAUACUCAGAAUUUACAUGUGUAAAGUCUCACAGGUCACUUACGCAGCAACAGUGAGACUAAACAGGGAGGCAUCCUCUACGCUUCCAUGCUGCCCGCUCCCUGUUACCUCCCGGCAUGGCAGGCAGGUGACACUUCUCUCCCGUCAUCUGUCCCAGCAAAGAAGUAAAUGAUGAACCAUCUACAAAUUGGAUUAGAAGGCUGAGAGACUCGGUGAGGUAACCUGAUUCAUCUGUGUGAUGACAGGUGUACAGCUGCUAGGAAUUGUGUUUCAUUCGGAGUCUUGUUUUUAAAGGUUCUUUAAGAAUUUGGUUCCAUAUGUGAGCAGAGGCUGACUGAUCACUUUAGCCCUGAGCUGAUGAGAUGGAGCGUAGAGGCAAACAGAUGCCUGUGCCAUUCUUGGUUGGACAGUAUCAAACUUCCAUACUUACUUGGAUGUGACACCAGCCCAUUCAUUUUAAUGGCAAAGUGAAAUGGCUAAUCACUUUACAUGUAAUGUUUAAAAUGGUAUUCUAUUUCCUACAGCCUAAUUAGAUAUAUCUAUCAUUGUCAUAUAUCAUGUUUCUAAGAGCUUUACUUCCAUGUUUUAUGCAAUCUUUUUAAGAUUAUGGCUAUAUCUGACUUAGGUUUGUUGAAGAUUGAAUCUGAAUCCAAGAGAAGACGCUGCAUUAUUAGUUCCCAAAGCAAGCUUGUCUGUCAGGAAGUGGGAAGAUGGAACUAUCUCUGUAUGGUGCCUUGGUCAUCACGCGGGCCCUUCUGUCCCUUUGUGCUGCAAUGAACAGCAACAUCUCAAAAGUUUAUCAACUGGAACAAUCAAGUGCUCGGCUUACUUCUCUGCAGUAAAGUUGGUGGUAUCAUCAAUGAUCUAUCAUCGGUACAAGAUGCUUUUUGUUUGCUGUCUCCAGAGUUUAUUUUAUUUUAUUUUAAAGGAACAUAUUUUGAAUCAUAAAUUCUCCAGGCAUGUUUAACUAACCUCGGUGAGAAAACCAUGGUGCUGUUUAAUUUGUAAAUAGAUUGAUGUAAGAUCGGACCAAUACUUGAUGUGUAUAAUUUUAGUAUGUAGGGCUUUUGUGCUUUUUUUAAAAAAGAAAAAAAAAAGCGUUCACCUUU